AUGGGUGAGCGGAACCUGCAGCUGUCGCGCGUCACCAGCCCCAUUGUCAUCCUCCGGCAUGCGCAGACGGCCCCGAAAGUGGCGCCCGGCGCCAGGCGCAAGCCCGAGACCAUCCGCCUCAUCACCAAGAACCUCAUCCGGGACGUCGUUGUCCCCAAGGAGAACCCGGCUGCGUUCCUCAUCAUCGGCCAACAGGAUUUCCAGCGCAUCAAGGAUGCGGCUCGAGUGGUGACCAAGGAGCAGCAGGAGGCCGAGCACGCGGCCCUGAAGGCGCAGAAGGAAGCCCUUGUCGAGGCGGCGAACGAGCGCAGGAAGGCGGCGGAGCAAAAGGCCAUGCAGCAGCAGGCGGAGAAGGUCAGCGAGCUGGAGAAGGAGAAGGCGCAGGAGCGGGCGCAGCACCUGCAGCGGGCGAACAGGAUGCGCCUGGAGCAGGAACAGGAGAUCAAGGAGUUCAGCAAGCUGAUCCUGGACGCCAAGUGCCAGAUGAUCCGCGACACUCAGGUCCUGGAGAAGCGGCUGAUCGCCAAAGAGCUGGAGGAGGAAGAGAAGCGCCUGGCCAAGGUGAUGGAGGUGGAGAGGAAAAAGGCCGAGGAGAUGCAGGAGGAGCUGGAGCGCAGGAGGAAGCAGGACAUUAUCAGAGGGAGACAGGAGAUCAUGAAGCAGAUGGAGCAGAACGCGGAGGAGCAGGAGCUGAGGGAGGUGCAGCGGGAGCAGGAGAUGCAGGAGGUGCUGCAGCAGCUGGAGAGGCUGAAGAUGGAGGACCAGAAGGCCUUGAAGCAGAGACAGGAGCAGCAGAAGAAAAUUCAGGCCGAGAUUAAACGCAUCAACGACGAGAACCAGAAGCGCAAGGAGGAGCAGCGGGAGCGGGAGAGGAAGGCGGACGAGGCAGUGCUGGAGUACCAGCGGCAGAAAAUGGAGCGCGAGGCCAAGUUCGAAGCCGAGCAGGAGAGGAUCCGUCAGGAGAAGGAGAAGGAGCUUGUGCGCUUGAGAGCCAUGCAGGAGAGGGCCAGGGACAUCAAGGCAGAGGAGGAUGCACUCAAGGCCAAGCGCCACCAAGAGGCCGUGGAGCGCGAGUGGCGGCGCAAGGAGAAGGAGGCGGCGCAGAAGGCGGCUGAGAAGAACGAGAUGCUGAAGCGGUACCGCCUGGAGCAGAUCGCCGAACGGGAGCACGGCAUGGCCAUCCAGGCAAUGCAGGACCAGCUGGAGUUCGAGAGGCUCCUCAG
Messenger RNA from Mesitornis unicolor (brown roatelo), 1223 nucleotides. RefSeq names its product cilia and flagella associated protein 45 (gene CFAP45). The record is from RefSeq and is a predicted model, not a curated record. Lineage: Eukaryota; Metazoa; Chordata; Aves; Mesitornithiformes; Mesitornithidae. The annotation marks the transcript as partial. The transcript has 9 exons.